Messenger RNA from Antrostomus carolinensis (chuck-will's-widow), 1156 nucleotides. RefSeq names its product ubiquitin-associated protein 2-like. The transcript is spliced from 7 exons. NCBI's taxonomy places the organism in Eukaryota, Metazoa, Chordata, Aves, Caprimulgiformes, Caprimulgidae. Gene Ontology annotation, cellular component: cytoplasm; nucleus. The annotation marks the transcript as partial. The record is from RefSeq and is a predicted model, not a curated record. Gene Ontology annotation, biological process: hematopoietic stem cell homeostasis.
CUGUCUGAGACGAAGAUCUUCACUGCCUCCAAUGUGUCUUCAGUGCCUCUGCCUGCUGAGAAUGUGACAAUCACAGCUGGACAGAGAAUCGAUCUUGCAGUCCUGCUAGGGAAGACACCCUCUUCUAUGGAGAAUGAGUCAACAAACCUGGAGUCAUCCCAGGCUCCUUCCCUGGCCCAGCCACUGGUGUUCAGCAAUUCCAAGCAGAGUGCUAUAUCCCAGCCUGCCUCUGGUAACUCCUUCUCUCACCACAGCAUGGUGAGCAUGCUGGGGAAAGGGUUUGGAGAUGUUGGAGAGGCCAAAGGCAGCAGUACCACAGGUUCUCAGUUCCUGGAGCAGUUCAAGACAGCCCAGGCUCUGGCUCAGCUGGCUGCUCAGCACACUCAGCCUGGUGGGAGCACCACUGCUUCUUCCUGGGACAUGGGAUCCACUACGCAGACCUCGUCUCUUGUGCAGUAUGAUCUCAAGAACCCGACGGACUCUUCUGUGCAUAGUCCCUUCACCAAGCGUCAGGCCUUCACGUCAACUUCAACCAUGAUAGAGGUUUUCAUGCAAGAGAAACAACCUGUGGUGUCUGCCUCCACAACCGUGCCGGCACCCCCUUCCUCGCCGCUGCCCAGCAAAACCAAUCCUGUUCCCCAGAUGUCCCCAGGAUCCUCGGACAACCAGUCCUCCAGUCCCCAGCCAGCGCAGCAGAAGCUGAAGCAGCAAAAGAAAAAAGCAUCGUUAACAUCAAAGAUUCCUGCACUUGCAGUGGAAAUGCCUGGAUCAGCGGAUAUCUCAGGGUUAAACCUGCAGUUUGGGGCGUUACAGUUUGGUUCGGAGCCUGUUCUCGCGGAGUAUGAAUCGACGCCCACAACAAGCGCCGCCGUGAGCCAAUCUCAGAGCAGCCUGUACACCAGCACGGCUAGUGAAUCUUCAUCCACAAUUUCGUCCAAUCAAAGCCAGGAAUCUGGUUACCAGAGCGGCACAAUACAGACAGCAACAUUUACCUCCCAGAACAGUGCUCAGGGACCACUGUACGAGCAGAGAUCCACCCAGACGAGGCGAUACCCAAAUUCAAUCUCUUCCUCUCCCCAAAAAGACCUGACCCAGGCCAAGAAUGGUUUCAGUUCUGUACAGCCCACGCCAUUACAAACCACACAGGCCGUUGAAG